UCAAAAAUUAGUACAACAGUGCAGUGAACCCCGACGGUUAAUUGACGAUUUUUCCGUGAAAUAUUGUAGAAUAUAUCUAAAGGCGAAGAGCGUCGCGGAUGCGAUCGAGAAGUGCGUUCGCCCUGUGUUCGGCUGUGCAGUUGGACUCCGUUUCGAAGAUGUCUACGUUGAGUGUACGUGCCCCCGGCAUCCAGGCCACCAGCAUGCUGGACACGAGGUCCCUGAGAGUGCGCGGCGUCACUAACAUUGACACCGUGCGGAGAAACUUAUUCGGAUGCACCGAUAGAGAAGAGAAUAGAAGAUUUGUUGAACGUGAGUUGGCACGGCAGCUGGAAUUAGACAGUCAAAGAUGGGGCUUCGAUUUCGCAAAUGAGAAACCUUUACCGGGGCCGCAAAGAUUCGCAUGGCAACUGGUCCCUAUAUCGAGUAUACCAGUGGCACUUAGAAGAGCACCGAUCACGGUCGUCGCUCCCAAGCCAAGUACACCCUCACAGGAGACUCAAGUGGCGAGCCCAGAGAACACGAAAACACAAAAAAGGAUAACAGAUUUCCUGAAGCCCCGAAAGAGGACAGCAAGCAAUGGCAAGAAAUCCCCUUCAGUGCACAAACAUGAGUGCGGACACGGGGCACAUAUACGCCCUCCCAAGGUCGCCCGGCUCAACCAGACGCACUUCAAACGGUCCAGCUAGGCCCCUCCCGUAGCCGGGGCCUCGGCAACUGCAAUCCACGUGCAAUGUUAACCCGUGUAAGACUAACUCAACCCGGGUGACAAGCAGUGUGCAUUAUUUUAUAUCUAUUUAUUCUAUGCCAGACGUUACGUGUUCCGGCGAUAUAUUUAAGUUAUUUGUAAGAUAACUUCAACCAUUAUACUUUAGGAUUCAUUUAAUUUCUCUAUAGUUUCACUCGGUACAACACUAAAUUCAACGCUCAACGGAAUAUUAUCUCAAAACUUGUAUCCGUUACUGUACGUUUUUACUGUCGAACAAUUUGUUAAAAUAUACUGUCUUCUCUUAUUCUUUAGGAAAAAGAAAGAGAACAAUAUAUGUUAAUACAAUUGUUACUAGUAGAAUGCAGUCAAAUAGGCAAUUUUUCUCACAAAACCACAUGCAAUAUGGAAGUGCGACGUAGUUUUAAGUUUAUUAUGAUCUCUUUGACAUAUUAAUUAAGUUAUAAUAGAUUAAGUGCUAAGUUUACGGCUAGAAUGGAGUAUAUUUUAAGGUUUGGAUUUAUUUCUGAUGAGUGCAAGUAACGUAAUAAAUGUUUCACUUUGAAAAUGUUAUAACGUUGGCGGGAAUUAGAUUUCAGUCGAAAUGCGUUAGAAUAUUUUCGACGUGUGUUUGUUGCGGGCUUUUUGCGUCCCCCUAGUGCGCAGGCGCAUGGGGGGACACGAAGAACAACGGAAACGAUAUAGAGUAGUAAAAUACAAAUACUCAAAAUGGUAAUUUUGUUGUACGCAACAAAAUUUGAUUUUAUUUUUGCCAAUAAUAUUUAAUAAGUUAAAAAAACAAAAUUUUAUUUAAACGGAUAAUUGAGUAUUUGUGUUUAGAAACAUUUAGUGUAGCCUUUCACAGGUUAAUUCGUUUUAUUGUUGCAUUUUGAUGGAUAUUCUAUAAAGAAUUUGUUUUUGUUCUUACAAAUAUCUUAUUUUACCAGGAUAGUUUUACGAAUGGCGUUUGCCGGCGCUAGAUGGCGUCGUGUGGCCGCGGCUCUGUUUCAGUACAAAUUAUAUCAUUUCAGUUUUAGUUAGGAGAGUCGCGGCCUACGUUUUAAAAGACAAUCAUUAUCAUCAUUUGAAUUCAUUCGGUUUAGUCUUAAAUGUGUUUGGAGCGAGUUAAAUUUGUCGCAGUUAAACCAAAGUUAAGAGUUAACUUGACAAGGCCUCGGUCGUAAUGAAAUGUUUUCUAAUGAAUUUCUUAUUUUGACUAUUUGACGAUAACAAAAUUAAAAUAUUUAUAAAACGCCUGUUAUAGACAUUUUUACCUUUGUAAUCGUUCUAAUUGAUUAAGUUUGUUUGUAAGAAGUUUUUUGAAGUUUGUGAAAUUUAUAAAAUGUGUUUGUGUCGCCUCGCAGACAGAUGUCGCUAUUGUUUACAGACAUGGAAUAGAUGUUUUUAUAAAAAAAUAAUAUACGUAUGUUACACUAUUUAACUAAACUACCAACUAAUUUUAUUAUAAAAUGUUAGUGUAUUAUAAAUAAUCGUCUAAAACCUUUAUAAUCGUUUUUGACGAAUUUUUAUUCUAAAAAUAACAAUAUAUAACCUUUGUUUUCGAGGCGACAUUUAGAUUGUUUUGAAAAAUAUCUGAGCAAAUAAGCUUAUUAAAGUCGGAUUUUCAUCACAAUAUCGAUCGUAAGUUUUCAACGGGGUUGCUAUGUUCGAUCGUGUUUAAAUAUAUUAAAAACAAAGAAUAAUGUCAUAUAAGUGUAAGAUUUUUAAGUUAGAUUAAUUGGGGAUGGCAACACUCGAUGUUCAGCUCACUGAUUACGUCACGAUCUUAAUUUAUUUCUGUUAACACCUGUGAUGUAUUAAAUAUGAUCUCAGAAGAUAAUUUAACUGUACGCAAAUGUCAUUAUUUAAAUAUGCUACAAAAUGGUAGCGAAGAAAACUGUAUCCCUGUUGAGGCAAUGAGAAACAAUUUAAUACAUCAAAUUAUUUAAACAUAGAGUAAUGCGUGUACAGAGGGCGCUGACGGCACUGUAAAUAUGGCAACACCAGUGUAUUUAUUGUUAGUAAGUGCGUCGACUGCACUUUGUAAGGGAUACAAACAAAAAAAUAAAUAUAAGCUUCUGAGGCAAAAAAACAACGAACACUGCGGACUAUCGCCAUUUCAAUAUCAUGUCAAAAAUGCCACAAUUUCAAUAAAACGAACAGGUUAUUUAAAUUACUGCAAAACUAAUUUAACAACACUAUUUGUAUCAAUUAUUUUAUUUGUUUUAUUGUAACAGAAUAUCACUGUCGCCACAACUGUAAUUACAUAAUCACUUUGUAAUUAAUUUAUUGAAAUGUUGUUUUAAUGCAUAAAACAAUUAACAUUUUAUAGAAAGUACAAAUAUUUUCAUUUACCGUUAUUUCUAAUUUAAAAGUAAUUUCCUUUAAUAAAUGCGAAAUAACACUGGCGUCAUAGAAAUAAUAUAAAAAGAUGUGGUCCGUAGUCUUCAGUGUACGUUGUAUAUAAAUGUAGUGCCAAAUAACCGUUCGUUUCCACUGUCUAAAGAUUCGUACAAUAAGUUAACAAGUUAACGAAUGUCUCGCCAGUGUAAACCGACGGCAGCCGGCAGUCGCGAGGCAGCAUUGCCUUUGGGCGCGAACAUCCGAACCUUUGUACAUACUUCGGCCAAUGUUCUAAUAUGUUUUAUUGUGUAUCGAGUCUUAUUGUGUAUUUAUAAUUUGUAUAAUGUAUAAAAAGUUUACUAGUUAAAAAAAGCUUACUUCAUACUA
Messenger RNA from Papilio polytes (common Mormon), 3436 nucleotides. RefSeq lists its product as uncharacterized. The coding region runs from base 99 to 689 and encodes 196 amino acids. Gene Ontology annotation, cellular component: nucleus. The record is from RefSeq and is a predicted model, not a curated record. The transcript is spliced from 3 exons. Gene Ontology annotation, molecular function: cyclin-dependent protein serine/threonine kinase inhibitor activity. Gene Ontology annotation, biological process: regulation of cell cycle. Lineage: Eukaryota; Metazoa; Arthropoda; Insecta; Lepidoptera; Papilionidae.